AUGUGGCAGACCAGGUUGAUAAGGUACUUGAUUAGAUGCAGUUAUAUUGAAAUCUACAAUGAAAAGAUCAAUGACCUCCUGGAUAAGAGCAAUCAGGAUAUCAAAGGAAAUGUGCUGCUUGAUGCAAGGGAAGCUGUCGUAGACAAUGUUGAUAAAGUUAUGGAGAACAUGAUGCAGGGCAAUAAGAUCAGACGAGUUGCAGCUACUCGCAUGAAUGAGAGGUCAUCUCGAUCACACACGAUUUUCCGGAUUAUUCUGGAGUCGAAAGAUGCCAAUCAGAAAGAUGGACCUGUACAUAUAAGCUACCUUAACUUAAUGGACUUAGCUGGUUCUGAGAGAGUUUCUGACGAAAGCUGCUGGAAAUGUGAUAAGGCAACUAAGCGAGGGGAAGGAGUUUAUCAGUUAUCGCGAUUCGAAAUUGACUAG
Messenger RNA from Acanthoscelides obtectus, 426 nucleotides. NCBI's taxonomy places the organism in Eukaryota, Metazoa, Arthropoda, Insecta, Coleoptera, Chrysomelidae. The record is from the annotation of a GenBank genome assembly.